AUGGAGUUCCCAAACUUUGUCAAAAAGUUUAGAGAGAGGAUUGGCCAUUACUUCCCAAGUAGUACUACAGUAGUGUCACCCAACUCCCCUAGUACUGUAGGUUUAUCCUUUGAAUCCUCCGCUAACACGGUGACACAACGAGCUGAGCUACAGCUGGAAUUGGAAGAGAGUAGCCCGGUAGUUGCUGCUGAAACCAAUAAUUUCGAUAGGUCGAUGCUAUUCAUGGCAUUCUGUUUAACAUCAGGGGUUGAGAUAACUCUGUAUUCUCUACAAGCUGGAAACGGCGGGAGCCGUAAUCGUAAUCAUGAUCCUGACUCACUUCCUUUGUGUUUCCAAUUGUUGUCAUUUGCUAUUUUACUUGCUUUCACUUUACUCUUCGUGGGAAGAUUUAUAAAGAGCAAUUACCCGGCUGAAUCUGAAUUGCUAGAGCGGGCAGGGAUUUUAUUUGCCACUACUGCUUUCUUCCAUGUCAUGACAAUGCCCCUUUCUCUAUUUCUCAAAGGUUGCUCUUGGGGCGUCUAUCUCUUCUCCUUGCUUGCUAUUGCUAUCUGCAACUAUUACUAAUGCGCUCUAGUCAAUGCAGAGAAAUUAAAUCGUGGUCAUAGUUUUUUUAUAAUAAUGAGGACAGUUUUCUUUGGGUUAUAAA
This is a messenger RNA of Solanum stenotomum, 646 nucleotides long. RefSeq lists its product as uncharacterized. NCBI's taxonomy places the organism in Eukaryota, Viridiplantae, Streptophyta, Magnoliopsida, Solanales, Solanaceae. The transcript has 2 exons. The record is from RefSeq and is a predicted model, not a curated record. Bases 1 to 564 code for a protein of 187 amino acids.